Cicer arietinum (chickpea) is the source of this 1843-nucleotide messenger RNA. RefSeq names its product pentatricopeptide repeat-containing protein At3g49240, mitochondrial. Gene Ontology annotation, molecular function: protein binding. Lineage: Eukaryota; Viridiplantae; Streptophyta; Magnoliopsida; Fabales; Fabaceae. The record is from RefSeq and is a predicted model, not a curated record.
GGCCAACAAAAACAACUGAACCUCACACAGCCAACAACCACUACCGUUACAAAAGGAGAAACCCUUUACGGAGGGGUAGCCCCAACCAACCAAGAAAGAAUUUCAUUCUCCAUUUUCAAUAAUAAUAACCUUUCAUUCUUUUUAUCCUUUCGUUCUUUACCGUUUCGCUGACGAAAUAAUAUGAUAUUUUGUGCUACAAUAUCAAGGUCUCUCUCCCGUUUUCACUUCAAUUUCCGCUAUCCUCCUCUUCUAACAUCAAUAUGGGUCUAAUCCAGCGAACUGUAUAGCUAAUGAGGGGCAUAGAUAGCAUCUAGAGAACCACAACCAAGGUUGGUAAUGGUAUGAAGUUUACCUACUCACAACUCACACCACCAACAACCACUACCGUUACUCCGCCACCACAAUUCACAUCUUCCUCGGCGUCAAUAGUAGCAGUGGCUUCCAACUUGUUAUAAAAGGAGAAAUCCUUUACGGAGGGGUUGCCCCAACCAAGAAAUAAUUUCAUUAUCCGUGCUUUUUAUCCUCCCUUUCUUUACUGUUUCACUAACGAAAUAAUAUAAUAUCUUUACCAUAAUAUGAUAUUUUGUGCUCCAAUAUCAAUGUCUCUCUCCCGUUUCCACUUCAACUUCCGCUAUCCUACUCUUCUAACAUCAAUAUGUUUACGGGCUUUUUCAACAGAGGCAUCUCUCGACAAAGAGAGAAUGACGUGCGAAGUCUUGAAGGAAUUUCUUGCAAUCGUUGAAAAUACUCCAGCAUCUGUUCCCAAAGUAUAUUUUGCAUAUAUUGAUAAGAUGUGCAAGACUGGAAACCUUACAUCCGCAAGUCAAGUGCUACAAAUUUUAAAUGAUAAAAACAUCGUUGUUUCACCUGAUGCGUAUAAUUUCAUAUUAGUGGAAGCAAGUCAAAAGAACGACAUUGACAUUUCAUGCCAAGUGCUCAAGAAAUUAUUAUUGUCCGGCGAAUCCCCGAGUGCAACCUUAUGCAUUAAGUUUGCCCAAGCUUUCAGAAAAGUAAAUGAUUAUGUGGAGCUUCUUAGGUUUAUUAAAGAAAUAUCAGAGACAAGUUGUUCAAGUAUACCAUUCAUAAACAAGAUCAUUUUUGCCUUUGCAAAGAGUGGACAGAAGGAUAAGGCCUUGAUGAUAUUUGAUCAUCUUAAAAGAUGGAACGAUAGUUGUCUGGACAUAAUCACGUAUAAUAUUGUUCUCGAUAUCUUGGGUCGUACAGGCCGUGUAGAUGAAAUGCUUGAUGUGUUUGCAUCCAUGAAAGAAACGGGUUUUCUCCCAGAUACUGUUUCUUACAAUACUCUAAUAACUGGAUUGCGAAAGGUUGGAAGAUCAGAUAUGUGCUUUGCAUAUUUUAAAGAAAUGAUAGAGAACGGAAAUGUGCCAAAUUUGAUUACAUAUACUGCUUUAAUCAAUGUUUUUGGCCGAGCAGGAAAUGUUGAGGAAUCAUUGAAAUGCUUCAGAGAUAUGAAACUGAAAGGGAUUCUUCCUUCAAUGCAAAUCUACAAAGCACUAAUCCAUAAUUUAAAUAAAAGAGAGAAGUUUGAGUUGGCAACAGAACUUUCAGAAGAGAUGAAUUCAUCAUCAACUUGUCUAUCUGGUCCAAGAGAUUUAAGGCCAAAGAGAAGGAUCUUCAUGAGUGGUUGCCAAAGUGGAUGUUAGAGACAUGAGAGCUUAACAUAGAUAAAUUCAAUUCGAUCAUUACUUACUAUAUAUGUUAUAACUUAUUAGAAUGAUCGUAUAAUUUGUUAAGACAUGUCUUGAAUUAUAUUAUCAAAUAGAGACCGUACAAUUUGAGUAAAAAAAAAACUAAAUGAAGUAUUUGUUGUGUUGAAAGGGCA